Molecule: messenger RNA, 3201 nt
Organism: Anoplopoma fimbria (sablefish)
Lineage: Eukaryota; Metazoa; Chordata; Actinopteri; Perciformes; Anoplopomatidae
Gene: babam2
Product: BRISC and BRCA1 A complex member 2
Exons: 12
Coding region: 134-1294 (386 amino acids)
Biological process (GO): double-strand break repair
Cellular component (GO): BRCA1-A complex; BRISC complex
Source: RefSeq, a predicted model, not a curated record
UGUGUGCGGGGGGCGAUCAGGAAGGACCCAAACAACAUGGACCCGGAAAUGCUGGGAGCAUGAAGUAAACAGUGGACUUAAAGCUUAAACUGUCGGCUCUCCAGCUCGUCCGGGCUCCUCCACCCUGGACACCAUGAACAGCGUGGCCCCUGAGGUCGCCCUGCAGAGGAUCGCCCCCGAGCUGCGGCCCCUGCUGUCCGGUGUUGUGCGGAACGGCCGCGUGGGACUGGACUCCACCAGCUGUCUGCGUGUCACAGACCUCAAGACUGGCUGUACAUCUCUGACCCCUGGUCCCUGCUGUGAUCGCUUCAAACUUCACAUCCCCUAUGCUGGAGAAACCCUGAAAUGGGAUAUCAUAUUCAAUGCACAGUAUCCAGAAUUGCCACCCGAUUUUAUUUUUGGAGAGGAUGCCGAGUUUCUCCCUGAACCGUCGGAACUACCGCACUUGGCCCGGUGGGAUGCUGGGGAUCCAGAAUGCUUGCUGCAGCUGGUGAAGGAGCUUCUCCAGCAGUACCACCAGUACCAAUGCCAGCGUCUGCGCGAGAGCUCCAGGCUGCUCUUCGAGUACGACAGUCUGCUGGAGGAUCCCAACUACGGCCGCAACAUGGAGAUUUAUGCCGGGCGCAAGAACAGCUGGACGGGAGAGUUCUCGGCCCGUUUCCUUCUCAAGCUCCCUGGGGACUUCAGCAACAUCCCUGUCUAUCUCCUUAAGGACACAGCGGUGGACCCUGGAGAGGACGUGGCCCUUCUCUCAGUGAGCUUUGAGGAUGCUGAGGCCACCCAAGUCUUCCCUAAACUCUACCUUUCUCCCAGCAUUGAACAUGCUCUGGGAGGCUCCUCAGCACUUCAUAUCCCAGCAUUCCCCAGUGGAGGAUGCCUAAUUGACUAUGUCCCCCAAGUGUGCCAGUUACUCAACAACAAGGUGCAGUAUGUCAUCCAAGGCUAUCACAAGAGGAGAGAGUACAUUGCCGCCUUCCUCAGCCACUUUGGAAUGGGCGUGGUGGAGUAUGAUGCCGAGGGAUUCACAAAACUCACUCUUCUACUCAUGUGGAAGGACUUUUGCUUCCUAGUUCACGUGGACCUCCCGCUGUACUUCCCUAGGGACCAGCCCACCCUCACCUUCCAGUCGGUGUACCACUUCACCAGCAGCGGCCAGCUCUAUUCUCAGGUGCAGAAGUCGUAUCCCUACAGCCCUCGCUGGGACGGCAAUGAGAUGGCGAAGAGGGCCAAGGCGUACUUCAAGAGCUUCAUCCCUCAGUUCCAAGAGGGAGCCUUCGCCAACGGGAAACUCUAGCACUCUCUAGCUUAAUGACAUGCCUGGAGAGCUGCCGGAGGGAGUGCGUAUGUGAGUGUGUGUUUGUGUUGUGUACCUGUAUAAGAGUAUGCACUGACUUACAUUUGUGGAAAUGUGCUGUACUGUGGCAGCACAGUGAGAAUGCUUUGCACACAGGCUCUGUGAAUUCCACAUGGUUUCACCUUGAAAUGGCGGCCUCUCAGUUCUUCCCUUUUUAUUUUAGUUUUAAUAAGAAGCCACUUUGGUGUAGAAGUCUAGAAGAUGUCCAGACACUGCACCAUGCAAAAACAAAAAUAUAAUAAGAAUAUAGCAGACGCAUAAACAUUGUCGAAUAUCACACAAUUUUAUGGGAUUAGGCUGAAAUGAUGUAAAGGACCUUUAUUUUGAAGAGAAACUCCAAACAACAACUUGUUCAAUCCAGAGCUGCCUCGCUGUGAAAGAUAUUUGAUGAUGUGUAAACAAUUAACUUCAUGUCAUUCAGAAAGAGCUGAAGGGUGAUCACGAUUGUCAAGUUUGUCUCCACUGUCGAUGUCAAAAUGAUCUACAACUAGUUUUUGCCUCAUUGUCUGUAUGUUCCAUUUGACCGUUCAAAGCCCUGUGAAGUCUUUUACUGACAGCUUGACGGACAGUACUGUAAAUUACUGAAUGUUUAGUCAAAAUGUCUGUGUAGUAAAGAAGUCUGUUUCCCCUGACGCCGCGUUUGAUCGUUUUGUUUGUUUGUGGUUUUGUGAUUUAAAUCUAAAUCUAAAUGGUUCCAUACCUUGAAAACAUCUUUGCUUAUGGACACUUGUUUUCAUCUCAAACCACAAGUGUGAUCUCUGUUUGUCAUCGCAAAUACAGUGUAUUUAAUUGUUUUCCAUUCAAAACGUAUAUAACGUAUAUAACAUCAAAGAUCACAUCACACGGAAUGGAUGGUAACGAUGGGAAGGAUUCCCAUGUUCGAGCUAUGCUAGGUGAUGUAUUUUAGGAACCUAUUUUGUUGUUUUUGUUGAAAUUUUCAUUAUAUCCUGCCCUCAAUCAAUAAAUCAAAUGCUCUGACAAAAAAAAGAAAGAGAUCCAUUAUCUGUGAGUGUUGUAGGACUGUUAAAAGCUCGUCCAAUCAUUACAUUCGGGCCGAAUGUAAUGAUUGGACGAGCUACCUACCUGCCUGUCUUCCUGCAUGCACUCUGCCCUCACACUCAUUGAGCUUUACCAGAGUCUUCCAUAAAGCUGCUAGCUUAACAACUGUGAGUACUUACAACAGCCAUGUUUAUUGUUUACGGUCUUAAUGAUAAUUUUAGGGGAGUGGCUUUGGGACGGACUGUCUGUGUUACCAACUUGGCAACCUUCUCACUAGAUGUAGCAACUUUUGGAGCUGGUAAUGCUACCUACUUGCAUUGUGAAAGAGUCUGCAACACUUGGCUUAUGUUACAUGUUGCAGAAAUUUUGGUAAACAAAGUAUCCGACAGUCGAUUGCACCGGAUUCCUUUUUGAAUCAGCGAUUAUUCACGAUGUCUACUCUAAAUUUCCAAACGGUUACCCAUCAUAUAGUAGAAGUCAGGGCAUCACAAAAAUCAUCAGGAUUCUUUGUCUGGAAACCAUAAAUGUUGGUACCAAUUUAUUUUGCUAAUCAAUCUUAAAGAUGUUUAAAUAUUUUAAUGGACAAGAUAAGAUAAGAUAUGAUCAUUUUACCUACUGGUGGUGCUGGGAGAAAAGGCAGCGGAUUACCAAAUUCAUAAGGCUUCAUCCUUUUGGGGACAAUCCCAGAAACUGAUAAUAUUCUUUUAAUGAAAAUGCCAUAACGCUGUUGUGUGAAAAUAAAAAGCAUUUUUAAGUGAAAGCUUUUUUAGCAGAACACAUCACCUUCAUAUUUGUGUGCAGCCCUCACUGACCUUCAAAUGUGUAGAGGUGUACUUAUGUGUGUCGCA